Messenger RNA from Gekko japonicus, 1372 nucleotides. It is a transcript of the gene C1QTNF12, whose product is annotated as family with sequence similarity 132 member A. Gene Ontology annotation, biological process: negative regulation of gluconeogenesis; positive regulation of insulin receptor signaling pathway; positive regulation of D-glucose import across plasma membrane. The transcript has 8 exons. Gene Ontology annotation, molecular function: hormone activity. Lineage: Eukaryota; Metazoa; Chordata; Lepidosauria; Squamata; Gekkonidae. The coding region runs from base 77 to 1045 and encodes 322 amino acids. The record is from RefSeq and is a predicted model, not a curated record.
AAGACAUUGACAACUGCUCCCAAGCUUUACUUUCACUGGGGUUCCAUCUUUGGACGCUGGACUUUCCAUCAAGAAGAUGUCCACCAAAGCCAAAAUGAGAUACUGGAGCUGGUUCGUUUUGGCAACCUUGCUGUGCCAGGAGUUCUCCCGUUUCCGAGCCGCGGCGGCAAAGAAAGAGCGAAAGAAGGCAAAGGAGCCGAACCAGUACACAGAACCCUUCAACACGACACUCUCCAAUAGUGAAGAACUACACGGACAGUCCAAGAUGCUUGAGUCUCCAGACCCUCGCAUCACCGACCCACGUCGCACAUGGAUUUCAUUUGUACAUCGUCCUGAUGAUGGCAACAACAAAAAGAGAUGCAGAGGGAAAGAUAAGAAAUUACGUGGGCUUGUUGGCCCUCCGGGGCCCCCAGGGCCACCUGGUCCUCCUGGCGCUGAAGUCACCCAGGAAGUCUUGCUGCAAGAGUUCAAGGAGAUGUUGAAAGAAGCUACUGAACGGCGGGCGUCCCCAGCACUGCCAGCCCCUCCCAGUGAGGCACCUCCUCUCCUGCUGUCCCUGGAGGAAAUGUCGCCCUACAAGCGAGUGGAGGAAGCGUUCCACUGUAAGCUCAAGGGGCAGAUCAUCGUGGACAAGAAGACCUUGAUGGAGCUCCAGAACUUCCAGAUGCCUUUGACCAAAGGAGCUUUUCUCCGAGGAUCUGGGUUAAACUUGGCGACCGGACGGUUCACAGCUCUGCUCUCCGGCAUUUAUCAGUUUUCAGCCAACGUCCACAUCGACCACAGCGAGCUGAAAAGCAAACUGCAGCUACGAGCCAGAGACAACGUCCGGGUCCUCAUCUGCAUCGAAUCUCUCUGCCACCGAUACACGUCUUUGGAAGUGAUCGCUGGCCUGGAAAGCAAUAGCAAGAUCUUCACUGUUUACGUCCAUGGAUUGCUGCAGCUACAGGCAGGACAGUACACCUCAAUAUUCAUAGAUAACGGCGCCGGCGCACCGAUCACCAUUCAGAACGGGUCUGAUUUCAUGGGAAUGUUCAUGGGAGUCUAAUCCUGAGUGACCGUCGUUGCCACACAGUGGGGGGAGAAAAAAAGCAUAUCCAAGAACGUACACAUCUGAACUUCGACCCCUCUCCUCUCCCGGAAAACUGCCUUCUCGUUGCCAACGGACUGUGGGCAUUCCUGGCUCUGUCGAGCAAGCGUACCUCCCUUCCGCCAUGGGUGUGACAACAGUCUGAGGGGAAGGGGAAAUGGUGGACCGCUCUAGCCACUGAAUGCAGAACCCAAAUCUGUUUCCCCAUCAUAGAAAUGCCAUCUUUUCUCCCAGAAAAUGUUCAUUUCUGAGAGCCAAGUCUGGAUCCUUUCAGAUUUAUAUAGA